Molecule: messenger RNA, 624 nt
Organism: Monoraphidium neglectum
Lineage: Eukaryota; Viridiplantae; Chlorophyta; Chlorophyceae; Sphaeropleales; Selenastraceae
Product: Molybdopterin biosynthesis mog protein
Exons: 3
Coding region: 1-624 (207 amino acids)
Biological process (GO): Mo-molybdopterin cofactor biosynthetic process
Source: RefSeq, a predicted model, not a curated record
AUGGCAGCUGCUCGCACAGAUACGCCACCCCUGUCAGGUGGCGCCGCAGGCACUGUCGGCGACGCGGCUCGCUUUGGCGUGCUGACGGUCAGCGACCGCGCCAGCGCAGGGGUGUAUGACGACCUCAGCGGACCUGCCAUAUUGGGUUUCUUCUCAGAGGCGGUGGCGUCGCCGUGGGAGGCGGUGUACCGCGUGAUUCCUGAUGAGCAACCAGACAUAGAGGCGGCCAUCAAAGACAUGGUCGACAACCAGGGCUGCUGCCUCGUCGUGACCACCGGGGGCACCGGCCCAGCGCCCCGCGACGUCACCCCAGAGGCGACAGAGGCGGUGUGCGGGCGCAUGCUGCCCGGAUACGGGGAGCAGAUGCGCGCGAUCAGCCUGAAGUACGUCCCGACGGCGGUGCUGUCGCGGCAAACCGCAGGCAUCCGCGGCAAGGCCCUCGUCAUCAACCUGCCCGGCAAGCCUAAGUCCAUUCGUGAGACUUUCGACGAGGUAUUCAAAUCCAUACCCUACUGCAUCCAGCUGCUGGAGGGGCCCUACAUCGAGACCCACGCGGCAGUGGUGCCCGCAUUCCGGCCGCCGGCCGACCGGCGCACAGCUCCGCCGGCAAAGGAGGCUGCUUAG